UGAACAAUGGAGUUCAGGUGGACUGGCAGUUCACAGCUAUUUCUAGCCUGACCUUACUGCCUCUGGGAGAUGAGACCUUGUCACUGGGUGCCGACCACUCCCCAGUAACUAGUGAACUGAGGGUACACGUGAAAAAGGCACACGCAAUACAUUAGGGUUUGGACACCACCUUCCUGCCGGCGCGUUCGUGGAAAACCGCAGCGUGCCCAGAAGCUGAGCUUUCCCACACCGCCUCGGGGUCUCCGGGGUCGCCGGCUGCCGCACCCUUCCCUCCGCCCAUAGGUGGAGCCCUUUGCGAGGCCUCGCCCGCCCCGGAACUUCGACUCUCUGCUCGCGGCGGAGGACCCCGGUCUCCGCGCUACCGAGCCAGCCUGCUCCCCGAUGCUGCGCGCCCUGCCCCGCGCGCUGCGCCUCUCGCUCCCCUGGGGGUCCCCGGGAUCCCGCGGCUGUGCUUCCAGCGCGACGACUAGGACACCCGAGAUCCAAGUGCAAGCGCUGACAGGUCCGGACCAAGGAAUCACUGAAAUUCUGAUGAACAGACCUCAUGCCCGAAAUGCCCUGGGGAACGUCUUCGUCAGUGAGCUGCUGGAAGCUCUGGCCCAGCUUCGGGAGAACCAGCAAGUCCGCGUCCUGAUCUUCCGAAGUGGAGUGAAGGGUGUGUUCUGUGCAGGUGCAGACCUGAAGGAGCGGGAGCGGAUGACUGCUGAGGAGGUGGGGUUCUUUGUCCAGCGCCUCCGAGGCCUAAUGAGUGAGAUUGCCGCCUUUCCUGCACCCACUAUUGCAGCCAUGGACGGGUUUGCCUUGGGCGGGGGCCUGGAACUGGCCCUGGCCUGUGACCUCCGAAUAGCAGCUUCCUCAGCUGUCAUGGGGCUAAUUGAGACCACCCGAGGACUUCUCCCAGGAGCAGGAGGGACACAGAGGCUGCCCCGCUGCCUGGGUGUGGCCCUAGCAAAGGAGCUAAUCUUCACAGGCCGGAGACUGGAUGGGAUGCAGGCCCAUAAGUUGGGCCUGGUAAAUCACGCUGUGGCUCAGAAUGAGGAGGGAAAUGCUGCCUACCACCGGGCACUGGCUCUGGCUCAGGAGAUCCUGCCCCAGGCUCCCAUUGCUGUGCGACUGGGCAAAGUUGCCAUCGACCGCGGAAUGGAGGUGGACAUUGCAUCAGGGAUGGCCAUUGAACACAUGUGCUAUGCCCAGAACAUCCCAACUCAGGACCGGCUGGAAGGGAUGGCAGCCUUCAGGGAGAAACGACCCCCAAAAUUUGUUGGCAAGUGAUCCAGUUAAUUUUAAACACACACCAUAAAAUAGGAUGCAGAGGAAAAGUCUGCAGGCUAGCCCUCUUAAGCUCACCUCUGGCUUUCAGUUUCUUCACAAGAACAAUGACAGACACUGUGACUGGCAUGGUGCCUAGAACCAAGGCGCUGACCAUGCCACCCACUGCCACCUUCCACAUUGCUCACCUUGGCUAGUCAGUGGGACCCAGGCCUUCCUGGUUCCCUUCACUCAAAGAAGCUUUGGGUUUGUGUCAUGGGCUCUGAUCAUCAAGGAACACUGAGAAGGAAGUCACAGAACAAAUCCAUCCAGGUUUACCUGAACAAGUGUCAGGAGCCAGUUCAGAGAUCCCAGCUCUCUGCAGACAACUCUGUGGAAAUUCUGGACAAAGCAUUUAACCUCUCUAGAAUUCGGCGUUUUUAUCUGGAAAUAAUCAGUUGCGAUGACUUAAAAUCCCUAUGUUCAAUAAACAUGCUACAGCAUUA
Molecule: messenger RNA, 1754 nt
Organism: Arvicola amphibius (Eurasian water vole)
Lineage: Eukaryota; Metazoa; Chordata; Mammalia; Rodentia; Cricetidae
Gene: Echdc2
Product: enoyl-CoA hydratase domain containing 2
Exons: 10
Coding region: 382-1272 (296 amino acids)
Biological process (GO): fatty acid beta-oxidation
Cellular component (GO): mitochondrion
Molecular function (GO): enoyl-CoA hydratase activity
Source: RefSeq, a predicted model, not a curated record